Myripristis murdjan (pinecone soldierfish) is the source of this 4908-nucleotide messenger RNA. It is a transcript of the gene cbarpa, whose product is annotated as CACN subunit beta associated regulatory protein a. Bases 1 to 3138 code for a protein of 1045 amino acids. Gene Ontology annotation, biological process: negative regulation of voltage-gated calcium channel activity; negative regulation of calcium ion-dependent exocytosis. Gene Ontology annotation, molecular function: transmembrane transporter binding. Gene Ontology annotation, cellular component: secretory granule; plasma membrane. NCBI's taxonomy places the organism in Eukaryota, Metazoa, Chordata, Actinopteri, Holocentriformes, Holocentridae. The transcript has 9 exons. The record is from RefSeq and is a predicted model, not a curated record.
AUGUGGGUCAUGCAGUCGCAGCAUCUAGUGAAUGAUGUGCCUGUGUCUGCGGGCCGCGUGGAGAACUAUGUGCUGCUGUUGGUGCUGCUCUGUGUUUUUGCCGGCGGGACGCUGGUCCUGCUCUCCCUGCUGCUCCUCUUCUGCCAUCGCUGCUGCAUGAGUGGACGGCGCUACUCCAGAGCCAGUGAUGACCCUGAAAAGACGAACACAACAUAUGUUGAGGAUUCGCAGCCAACUCAAGAGAUCACCAUCCGUCUGGAUGAAUCGGACGCUCUCUCUGCGUCGAGCUGCCGUGAUGGAGAGUCAGAGAGGUUUGUUUCCACUGCCUCGACUGGCCGCCGUGUCUCCUUCAAUGAAACUGCACUUUAUGAACAGGAGAAGAAGACUCAGGACAAAGGGCGCAGGUACACACUGACUGAGGGAGACUUCCACCACCUGAAGAAGGCACGGCUGACGCACCUCCACCUGGCUCCCGCCCCCUCUGCCCUGAAGAUCCUCACCAUCAUGGAGUGUGAGUCAGCAGAGAGCAGCACCAUCAACAUCAAUGAGACGCCGGAACCCAAGCUGCCGCUCGCCAUUUACCAGCCCCCUGAAAGAGGUGCACCCAUCGAGCCUUUAGACUGGAUGGGUCAGAGCCUGAGUGGAGGCCUGCCGGGAGACCCUCACCACUCCAUCAUCCUGGACCAGAGCCCCCGACAGGCCUCGUCAGCCAUGAAAACACAGCACACACGCUCCCAGACAAUGGAGGCUCUCGGGGACAGGGGAGAGGGAGAGCAGAAGAGGGCGAUGAGAGGAGAGAGAGAGUUGUCCUCAGCUCCUGGCCAGACCUCUGUUCUACACUUCUUCUCUAAACUCCGGCGCCAUGCCAGUCUGGAGGGGGCAGGACCUUACUUCAGGAAGUGGAAGUUUGACAGCAGCCAUCGGGCUGCCAGUCUAGAUGCCAAAGGAUCCCCCAAGAGGAGGCCAUUCCAGAGACAGAGAGCUGCAAGUGAAACUACCGACCACACAGAGGACGACGCCUCCCCUCUGAGAGACGACGUCAUUCAGCCAUUCACACACGCUUCCAUCCAGACAAGCGGUCUACAGUCCCUCUCUGCAGGGUCUCUCUCGCACCCCACAACACCAUCCUCACCCCCAGCCUUCCUCAGCAGGUUAAAGGUGGAGGCCAUGGUCGAGGUAGGUGGCAGCAGCAGCACAAAGAAAGAGGAAAGCUGUUCCCCAAAUGAUGAUCAUUAUCUUGUGAGGCAAGAGGAGGCCGCAGGCAAAGAGAUGGGAGUGGGAGCAGAAGCAAAGAUGGAGCUAAAGUUAAGGGCAGGAGUGCAGCAAGAACCAGGAGAUGAUGAGGCAGAAGAGGAUGACUUGUUUGAGGUACAAAAAGGCGCUGCCAUUCAGGAGAAGUUUGAAAGUCUCAUGAGGAAAAGUGAAGUCACUGAGGCAAAGCCAGACCAUGUGAUGACAGAAGUGAGGAAAGAGGAUGAGAUAGAUGAAGGAGAUGAUGUGGUGCUGGGAGCUGAAGCCAGGCAAAGAGCUGACUCCGGGUCAUCUCUAUCCUUCAUGCUUCGCCAGGAAAGCUGUGAGGCUCCGCCCUCUUUAUACAGAGAUAUCUGGAGCUUGCGAGCCUCUCUGGAGCAGUACGCCUCCUCAGACCAGAGCAGCACCGAUCGGGAGUCCAUCCGCAGUGAUGCUGACAGUGUCUCCUCUUUGGGGGGCACAGGAGCUCGCUCUGGUCUUGAUAGCUGCUUGUCGCAAGACCUGGAUGAUGAACCUGAGGGAGAAGGAGAAUCAGAGGGAAUAGACGGCGGAGUCAAAGGGGCUUCAGGUGGGAACAGUGAAAUGGGAAGUGGGACAGGAGGAGAGAGUGAGGCAGGGAGCCGUAAGCUCCUUCAGAUGGACAGUGGCUACGCCUCCAUCGAAGCACCGUCGAGGGCCCCUGAUGAUCUGCGGCUUUUCGGGACUCCUGGAGGGCCGCGGGGGAAGACUGCAUCUGAGAGGAGGUUGUUCUUCACCAACUCUGGAAGAAAAGGUUCAGUGUGUGACAGCAUCGAGGCCAAGCUGCUUCAGGAGGAGCUGGAGGAAGAGAUGGGAGACAGCACCGAGAUUGAGCAGAAAACGACAGAGGAGUCUCAAACCAGCAGUCAGCCUCUUAGCCUCAAAGAGCCGCCUCAGCUCCUGAAACCCCUUCAUCAUCAGAAACCUCUAGAGUCGCAACAGCUACAGUCGCAACCAACUUCACCGCUGCUGAAACCACUCCCACAGGCCUCCCCUCCUCUCCGCCCACGUCUCCGGCGCCGUGACUACAGCAUCGAUGAGAAGACAGACGCUCUGUUCAACGAGUUCCUCCGUCACGAUCCACGGUUUGACCAGCAGGAUUCUCCACUGCGCUCCAGGCAUCGUUCCAGAGUCCACCUCCGGAAGCAGUGGCAGAGACACAAGCAAUACAGCGACCCAGGGUCAGGCGCUGGGGGCAGGUACUCCCCUUCUUUGGAGAGGCAGAGGUUCACCCCGCUACGCAGAGGGGACAGCGCUGGGUACCCUCUGGACACCAGAUAUCACAGCACACUAUCACGCAUAGCCAGUGCAGCCGAUGAAGAAGCCAAUGAGGUAGCAGCUUGUGAAGAAGCAACCAAGGAAGGUACAGAGAGUAAAGAUUCAUCAGAAGAGAGAGUUUCAGGAGAGGCCGCAGGGAGAACACAGGCCCACACAGCUUCUGAAGACACUGACUUGUUGAAAGAGGGCUCUAAUGGUGCAGAAUCAACCAGUGAGGGCCAUGACAGCACAGUCUCUGCAAGUAAAGAUGCAGCGAGUGAACCUAGCCUCUCGUUGGCUUCAUCCACACAGGCCAUGGACCCAAGAGUCGACAACAGAAACAACAACAGCAGUCAAGCUAUCCAAUCAGAUGUUUCUUAUAGCGGCCACGUGACUCUUCCAGAUCCCUCUAAAGAUUCGACAGGCCAUCCCAGUCUCCCUCCAGGCCACAUCCUGCAGAAGCAGAGCAGCCUGACAGACAAGCUGGCUAUGUCGGUGGAAGAGAGGCUCUAUACCGGGCUGAGGAGUGCAGAGCAGCGCCUGGGUCAAGGAGGAACCGAGUGUGUGGUUGCUGCAUCCCACACUACCUCUCCUGGCCACAGCCCCGUAUAGCCUGCCAGCCCCCUCACCCCGCUUUAGUAACACUUCAUUCAAGUUCAUUUCUCUAUAGCACUUUAAAGAACAUCUCGUGUUAGCUACCAGUCAAAUAUCUGCAUUUCUUACACCUGGACAAAUUCCCAAAUUGGUUUAAAAAAAAAAAAAAAAAGGCUUGAAUAUUGAUGCAUCAUUGUACAGAUACAUUCUAUAGGACAGGUACCUUACUGUUGGCCAGUCUCUUGUCUCUUUCCGUGUUUCCAUACAGACCUUAAUUUCCACUGUGAAGCCAUGUGCUGUGACAUGUGAUGCUCCUUUUUACCUAGCAACAUCACUCUAAAAACAUACGCUGUCAUUACACAAGUUAAAAAAAAAAAAUAAAAUACAGACCCGUAUUAUUUUGGUUUCAUCUUUAGAAAUAAUAACUCUUUUGGGACUUAGUUGUAUGGAUUUUCAGCAUGCUGUGUGUUAAACAAUGUGUAUGUGAAUACAGUAGUUUUGACUUUAAAAAAAGAACAAAAAACAGAAGCACUUUGAUGGGAAAAAGAUAAUGACGAGUUUUCUGUCACCCAUUUCCCUCAUCUGAAUCCAUAUCCUCCUCAAGUGUCCUUCUCAUCUUGAUCACCAUGAGGCUAAAUUUGUAAUAGCUGGGGUAUCUGUACUUGGGCCAUGGGAGUAACCUUGACCAUGUAAAAAAAAAAAAAAUGCAUUGCAAUUAUUCUGUGCUAAAAAGCCAAGUCUCAUUAAUGCCAUCAGUAGAUCUGGAGUAAACAUACACUACAUGGUAAAAGAAACAGAUGGGAUGCCCAAGCUAUACAGCCAACACUCGUAAAUAUGUGCAUCAAGCAUUUUUAUACUCAUAUUUUAUCUAUUUUUAUAGGAUUUUAUUACUCAUCUGUCCCUGUUACGCUUAUGCAUCAUAAUUAAGGAAGUGCUAUCCAAGAGCUUCCGUGGGUUGAUGUGUAGUGCUCCCUUGGGCCUGACAGGAGCGUCAUGGCACUGAGGGUCACUACUGAGAUACAGACCGACAGAUGAUACUUUAAGUGACUGUCAUUAAGACAGAUGGUGUGGGGUGAGCGGAAGAGAGCUGUGACGACAAAGGUGGAGGUUAAAACUGACUAUAGGAGGAAUUGUCUGCUCCCAAAUCCCUGAAGACAGGGAUACUGAGUCAUACUGCUGUAUUAUUGAUAAAUCACUUACAUGAAGCAUUGAAAUAAUACAACGUAUAUAUUCUAGGCCCUAAAAAAAAAAAUACAGAUUGCUUGUUUACAUGGCAGGGCUGAACCUUACAUUUCAGAGUCUAAAAAUCUGACAAGUUGAAUACCUUUUCUUUUACUAGUGUGGAUGUAAAUAGGAUUGAUUCAUUUCAUUCUUCCAUCUCUGCAUUCAUAUUCAAGGCCAUCACCCCCAACAUGAUGUAGGCUACUACAGUGCAUUCCUGCAUGUUGUAAUAUGUUAAAAAAAAAAAAAAAAAAAAAAAGGCUACUGAAGAACUGUGUGUAACAGUAGGUAUGCCUGCUUACAGCAUUGUCCCUAUUUCUUUUACAAACUGUGAAUCCAUUUAUACAGAGACUUGGGUUUGCGCUACAGUAUGUGCACUGUUUACCCUAUGGAACUAAUGUCCUUGUCCAUAUUUCUGGUGAACCAUCUGCUUUAUAGUAAAAAUGAGAAGUGCAGAAAAUUCAAAUGUUUUGUAAUGCCUUGACGAGGCUAGAUCUUGUGGGACCAACAAAGGCACAUGUUCAUUUUGGACUUAACAUUUUUUUCCAAAUAAAAAAAAAAAAGGAA